AGUGGCGCAAAGCUAAAGAUGGUGGAUGGGGUGAUCCUCACGGGAGUGAGUUGAAUUCAGUUUAUUCUCGUAAUAAACUUUCGCUUUGGCUUGAAAAAAGUACUAUUCAAUAAAGAAAACCACCUUUGUCCUGAACUGGAGCCAUGGAAAAGAAUGAUGAUGAAGUGACUAAAAGCAUGCCGGAAGAAAUGAAAAAUAAGAAUAAAUGGUACGGAGAUGCGAUAGAUUAUUGGAAGGAGAUUCCUGCCACAGACAAUGGUAUGCUUGGAGGUUUUGCUCAUAUUUCCAGUGCCGAUAUUGAUGGAUCAAAAAAGUUUCUGAAACAAUUUUUGGAACCACAAGUGAAAAAGCAAAAGACAGAAAGCGACCAACCCAGAACACAAUCGAGAGUUGCAUUAGACUGUGGUGCUGGUAUUGGUCGGGUUACUAAGCAACUGCUCAUUCCUCUGUUUGACAAAGUUGACAUGUUAGAGCAGAACAAGGAUUUCUUAGACCAUUGUGAUGAAUACAUGGGUGAUCUAAGAAGUAAAAUAGAGAAUCUUUAUCCUAUUGGACUUCAGGAGUUUGACCCAGAGCCAGGCCGAUAUGAUGUGAUUUGGUGUCAGUGGGUUAUGGGGCAUUUGACUGAUGAUGACUUCAUAGAAUUUCUUAAUCGAUGUAAAAAAGGCUUGGCUGAGGGAGGGAUAGUGUGCAUAAAAGAAAACAUUGUCACCAGGCAGGAUUAUGAUAUAGAUGCAGUAGACAGUAGCGUAACAAGAUCUCAUCAACAUUUUGCAAAGCUGUUUGAGAGGGCCAAUAUGACAGUUUUGAAGAGAGAAACUCAAUCCAAUUUCCCAAAAGAAAUCUACAAAGUCAAUAUGUAUGCACUGGUUGCUAAUGACACUCAAGAAUAAAUUACUUACAGUAGAAAUUUUAUUUAUUUUAUAUUUUUGUGAUAACUACUACCGGUAAUAAAGGAUGCUUUGAUAUUA
Actinia tenebrosa (Australian red waratah sea anemone) is the source of this 971-nucleotide messenger RNA. Its product is annotated as N-terminal Xaa-Pro-Lys N-methyltransferase 1. NCBI's taxonomy places the organism in Eukaryota, Metazoa, Cnidaria, Anthozoa, Actiniaria, Actiniidae. Gene Ontology annotation, cellular component: cytoplasm. Gene Ontology annotation, molecular function: N-terminal protein N-methyltransferase activity. Gene Ontology annotation, biological process: N-terminal protein amino acid methylation. The record is from RefSeq and is a predicted model, not a curated record.